AUGGCAAAAUCCGAAACAGACCUACAGUCCAUGAUUGCCAAUUGCGUGGACUCCAGGACCCUAGCCUGGUACGAGUCGGAUCUCGAGGAGGUCCCGGAACCGGCCAAGACUCUUCUGGAGAAAUACAGCAGGAUCCCAUCCGAUCAAGUGGUGCAGCAUGUCAAUGGCAUGUUCCCGUAUCCUUGCAUUGGCUCAUUCCGGUUCCUGGAUCUGAGUAUCCCUCAAUCGCCUGUCUACGCUGAGGUUCUUCGGCGGCUAAAGUCGGGGGAGAAGCUCCUGGACGUGGGAUGCGCGAUCGGGCAAGAGUUGCGCCAAUUGGUCUUUGAGGGCGUUCCCUCUGAGAAUCUCUACAGCUCAGACCUCCGUCAGGAUUUCUACGAAAUAGGCUAUGAUCUAUUCGCAGACCGCGACACGCUCAAGUCUGAAUUCUUCCAGGGAGACAUUUUCGAUGACAACUCAGCUCUGGUCCAGAAGCUGACUGGUAAGAUUAACAUUGUUAACGCUGCCUCGUUUUUCCAUCUCUUCAAUUGGGAUCAGCAAGUCAUCAUUGCGAAGCGUGUUGUGGGGCUUCUGGUUGCUCAGCCCGGAUCCCUGGUGAUUGGGCGACAGGUUGGAUAUGCGGAUCCGGUGGAUCCAGAUGACAAGGAGAAUGCACCCAAGAACUAUCGCCAUAGUCCUGAGACGUGGAAGAGAUUCUGGGACCAGGUUGGUCGAGAGACUGGGUCGAAGUGGGAGGUUCAGUCCACGAUGGAGACGUGGGCCGGUCAGGAUCAUGUCUUCAGAAAGUACCACGAAGGCGUGGAGACCUUCAAAUUGAGGUUUGUUGUGAGAAGAGUCUAA
Penicillium maclennaniae is the source of this 840-nucleotide messenger RNA. RefSeq lists its product as uncharacterized. The transcript is spliced from 3 exons. The record is from RefSeq and is a predicted model, not a curated record. The coding region runs from base 1 to 840 and encodes 279 amino acids. NCBI's taxonomy places the organism in Eukaryota, Fungi, Ascomycota, Eurotiomycetes, Eurotiales, Aspergillaceae.